AUGAGGGCAAUAGGAAUAGUGGAGCAACAAGAUGGACGUGAUGGACUCCCUGUGCCUGUCCUCGACUGAUUAUGCUCUGUUAAUGAGAGAAAGCUGCCCAAGAGGUCAAGAUCACAAGCAUGGAUUAUAAAAGUCAACUCAAAAGACUCAAAAUCAACUCAGAAGAAUGAGUGGCGAGCCACUGGAACUCAAAGAUCAUUUUGAUGACACAGGAAGUGCUAUCUCCAAUUACAAAGAUUACCACUUUGAAUACACAGAAUGCGACAGCAGUGGCUCCAGGUGGAGAGUUGCCAUUCCGAAUUCUGCCGUGGACUGCUCUGGCCUGCCUGACCCAGUGAGAGGCAAAGAAUGCACCUUCUCCUGUGCUUCUGGGGAGUAUCUCGAAAUGAAGAACCAGGUGUGCAGUAAGUGUGGUGAAGGCACCUACUCCUUGGGCAGUGGCAUUAAAUUUGAUGAGUGGGAUGAACUGCCAGCUGGAUUUUCCAACAUUGCGACAUUCAUGGACACUGUGGUUGGCCCUUCUGACAGCAGGCCAGAUGGCUGUAACAACUCUUCUUGGAUUCCCCGUGGAAAUUACAUAGAGUCAAAUCGUGAUGACUGCACGGUAUCCUUGAUCUAUGCUGUGCACCUUAAGAAGUCGGGUUAUGUCUUCUUUGAGUACCAGUAUGUCGACAACAACAUCUUCUUUGAGUUCUUUAUUCAGAAUGAUCAGUGCCAGGAGAUGGACACCACCGCUGACAAGUGGGUAAAACUCACAGACAAUGGAGAAUGGGGCUCUCAUUCUGUAAUGUUGAAAUCAGGCACAAACAUCCUGUACUGGAGAACUACGGGCAUCCUUAUGGGUUCUAAGGCAGUCAAGCCAGUGUUGGUAAAAAAUAUCACAAUUGAAGGGGUGGCAUACACGUCAGAAUGCUUUCCAUGCAAGCCAGGUACCUUCAGCGACAAACCGGGGUCGUUCGUCUGCCAAGUUUGUCCCAGAAACACCUAUUCUGAGAAAGGAGCCAAAGAAUGCAUCAAGUGUGACGAGGACUCUCAGUUUUCAGAAGAAGGAUCCAGUGAGUGCACGGAGCGCCCUCCCUGUACCACUAAAGACUAUUUCCAGAUCCACACUCCAUGUGAUGAGGAAGGAAAGACGCAGAUAAUGUACAAGUGGAUAGAGCCCAAAAUCUGCCGGGAGGAUCUCACAGAUGCUAUUCGGUUGCCCCCUUCUGGAGAGAAGAAGGAUUGUCCACCUUGCAAUCCAGGAUUUUAUAACAAUGGAUCAUCUUCCUGCCAUCCGUGUCCUCCUGGAACGUUUUCAGAUGGAACAAAGGAAUGUAGACCGUGCCCAGCAGGGACAGAGCCUGCACUGGGGUUUGAAUAUAAGUGGUGGAAUGUCCUUCCUGGCAAUAUGAAAACCUCCUGCUUCAAUGUUGGGAAUUCCAAGUGUGACGGAAUGAAUGGUUGGGAGGUGGCUGGAGAUCAUAUCCAGAGUGGGGCUGGAGGUUCUGAUAAUGAUUACCUGAUCUUAAACUUGCAUAUCCCAGGAUUUAAGCCGCCGACAUCUGUGACUGGAGCUAUGGGUACUGAACUGGGCAGGAUAACAUUUGUGUUUGAGACCCUCUGUUCGGCCGACUGUGUUCUGUACUUCAUGGUGGAUAUUAAUAGAAAAAGUACCAAUGUGGUGGAAUCAUGGGGUGGAACGAAAGAAAAGCAAGCUUAUACCCACAUCAUCUUCAAGAAUGCCACCUUUACAUUUACGUGGGCAUUCCAGAGAACUAAUCAGGGUCAAGAUAACAGACGGUUCGUCAAUGACUUGGUGAAGAUUUAUUCUGUCACUGCCACUAAUGCAGUUGAUGGGGUGGCGUCCUCAUGCCGUGCCUGUGCCCUCGGUUCUGAACAGUCGGGCUCAUCGUGUGUCCCCUGCCCCCCAGGCCACUACAUUGAGAAAGAAACCAACCAGUGCAAGGAGUGUCCCCCUGACACCUACCUGUCCAUUCAUCAGGUCUAUGGCAAGGAGGCUUGUGUUCCAUGUGGGCCUGGGAGUAGAAGCACUCAGGACCACUCAGUUUGCUAUAGUGACUGCUUUUUCUACCAUGAGAAAGAAAAUCAGAGUUUGCGCUAUGACUUCAGCACCCUCAGCAGUGUGGGCUCAUUAAUGAAUGGUCCCAGCUUUACCUCCAAAGGAACAAAAUACUUCCACUUCUUCAAUAUCAGUCUGUGUGGGCAUGAGGGGAAGAAGAUGGCUCUCUGUACCAACAAUAUUACAGACUUUACAGUAAAGGAAAUGGUGGCAGGGUCAGAUGAUUACACGAAUUUGGUAGGAGCAUUUGUAUGCCAGUCAACUAUUAUUCCUUCUGAAAGUAAGGGUUUCCGAGCAGCCUUAUCAUCACAAUCCAUCAUUCUUGCAGAUACAUUUUUAGGAGUGACAGUUGAAACCACAUUGCAAAAUAUUAAUAUAAAAGAAGAUAUGUUCCCAGUUUCACCGAGCCAAAUACCAGAUGUGCAUUUCUUUUAUAAGUCCUCUACAACUACAACCUCUUGCGUUAAUGGCCGAUCAACUGCUGUGAAAAUGAGGUGUAAUCCUACUAAACCGGGAGCAGGAGUGAUUUCCGUCCCUAGCAAGUGUCCAGCAGGCACCUGUGAUGGAUGUACGUUCUAUUUCCUCUGGGAGAGUGCUGAAGCUUGCCCUCUGUGCACAGAACAUGACUUUCAUGAGAUUGAGGGAGCCUGUAAGAGAGGAUUUCAGGAAACCUUAUAUGUAUGGAAUGAACCUAAAUGGUGCAUUAAAGGAAUUUCUCUGCCUGAGAAAAAGUUAUCAACCUGUGAAACAGUUGACUUUUGGCUAAAAGUGGGAGCAGGUGUGGGCGCUUUUACAGCCGUUUUGCUGGUGGCCCUCACUUGCUACUUCUGGAAAAAGAAUCAGAAACUGGAGUACAAAUAUUCCAAAUUAGUAAUGACAACUAACUCAAAAGAGUGUGAACUCCCAGCUGCAGACAGUUGUGCUAUCAUGGAAGGAGAAGAUAAUGAAGAGGAAGUUGUAUAUUCCAAUAAACAGUCGCUACUGCGAAAACUCAAAUCCUUGGCAACAAAGGAAAAAGAAGACCAUUUUGAAUCUGUUCAACUGAAAUCCUCAAGAUCUCCAAAUAUAUGAAAAGACAGUGCUAUAGCCUUCAGACUACUGAACAAAGAAACUUGCUCUCUAGUUUUUACAGGACUGUAGUUUAGAGCCUGUCCUCAUAUCUGGCACAUUGGUGAUGUCACAGAGGAGGGCCGUGCCGCUGAAAAGGGAAGGAGGUUGAAGUGUUUGAUUGCCUUAUCACGUGGUCAAGUAUCUUGCCAAAAAUAGGAAAGCAGAUGGUUUGGGUCUCAACUGAAGACGAAGCUCAACUCAGGAAGAGAUUUAUCUGUAUAUACACAUAACUCAAAACCAAGUUUAAGCCCACCAGUGCACUGCUGAUGCAUGCCAUAUAUUAAUGGGUAACUUUUCUUCUUUAUAACUUCUCCAUAAAAAGUGUGUUUGGAGGGCAGAUGUGAGCAUAUGCAUUGUAAUCCCGUUUAUGUCUUUGUUCUGUUUAUAUUUUGGGGAAGAUUUGAAAAAAAAUUUUUAAGGUACAGUUAUUUUUCCCAUUAUUUAUUUUCCUGACAGACCUUAAAACAUCUUUUCUAUUAAAAAUGGUGAACAAAGAAAGACAAUAGAUUUUUCAUUUUUCCAUAGGGUAUCCUUCUUGAUUUCAGAAGCCUAAGUAAGCAGUGAUUUUUUAUGAAGAGACAGCAUGUGCUUGGUUAUCUAAAUUUGUAAUCGCCUUUGAAAUUCCAUCCUUGUUGGAUCUGGUAAGAAGGGCUUGACUGAAAGUGGGAUUCUUGAAAAAAAAAUAAAAAGGAGGGGGAAAGGAGAAGCCUACACUACGCUUUACAUUAAUUCAAAUAAGUUAACAGUAUCACAGAAGUCAAAUGGCUUGAAACCAUUUAUGCAAUACUUGAAGUAUAAUAUAGAAUGAUUGGGAAAGCUUGUUUAUCAAAUCACUUGCAAAAUCAUGAGAUGAAAGUGGGAUGGCUUGUGUAUAAGUACAGAUGACCAUAUAAAAGUAUUGGGAUAAUUUCAUGGUCUUCAGAAAAAAGCAGUGGGACAUUUGCCCUUUGUAAAGCAUCAGAGUUUGUAUGGUUAUUUUUCUGCUAAAGACUUUAAGGAUUAUGGCUUCCAUGGAAGUUUUCUUUUUAUAUUAGUAAGGCAGGAACUUAACUUUAGAAAAUUGCGUUUAAUUGUGUUCAUACUAAGAAUGUGGUUGUACCGUAAGUAGUUAUGAAAUAAGUGUUCUUACUCAAAAGUGUUCCAGAUAAUUGUGAUAUUUCCUGUGACAGACAGGUUAUACUAGUAUUUGCACAAUUUGAAUAUUAUUUAUUGAAAGAAGUUUGAAUGAAGCUGGGUUUGACCAAUUUUGUGUAAAGCUUAAUUGUUUUAGAACUGGGAAAGAGGGGAGUUUCCUGGCCUUUGGUAAUUGAAGGUGCUCUGGUUUGUUUCCAAUAAACAGUGAUCUUUGUGGAUCUUAAUCCAUAUUUUUUAAAUGACUGGUGAUUGGCUGAGACAGGCAGGGCAUAUGGGCAGGGUUUGUUGAAUGUUUUGCCCCAAGAGUUUCAAUGAGAUAUGACUUCUAACUUUUGAUUCAGCAGGUGAUGUCUUUAGUUUUGUGGAAAAUGGGAGAAAAAUAAAUAAUUGAGUUCAUUUGGCUGGUGAGUGAAACACUGGACCAUUCUGUUACUGCUGAAUUUUUGUUUUGUGUACAAUCACUACUGUGGGAUUCAUGAGUAUAGGUGAGGUUGCCCUUAUUUUAUUGUUUGUUGUGAAAUUGAGGGAGGGCAUUGCAUAACGUAGACCUCUUCCAUGUUUAAUUUCUUGAAUUUUAUCUUAACGAAGAAAUUAUUUUGGCAUUGCUCACUUUUAUCCUGCCAGCAGUGCUGAUGAGCCUUUCCCUAUCUUGAUCAAAAUUUAAGCAGAAGAAUGAAAAUACAUUUGAAAUGCACCCUUUCGCACACUUUCAGAGGAACCCUGGCAGAGUUGUACAGACUGGACGGAGUUGGGAUAUUUCCACAUGUCACCUGUCACCUCUCUCUCCAUCUUUGCUGUGCUCAACAUGUAUGUUUCAAACUAUAGAGAUAAUUGGGAUUUGCUCCCAGGUAGCUUCUUUCUUCUCUUGUCACUGGACUAAAAUCUCUGACAUGUCAAAAAUUCCUUAAAUUUUAAUGAACUCUCUGAAAAUGUAGUUGGUAUUGAAGGAUUUAUUUAUUUUAUUUCUAACUUUAGAUAUUAAGUAGAUUUUGUUAGCUUAGUCCCAUUUUUGGAAAAAGCUGACUUUUUCCUUUGGAUCCCAGUGGUUUGUCAUUUUAUUCCAAGCACUGAAGAAGUAUGACAGAAAGAAUAGUGUGAGGAAAAUAUUCAGACCAAUCCUGGCUAUAAAACUCUAAUUUUAUGUCUUGCCUUUGCAUAGCUCAGUGGAAUGUUGAACGGCUUAAACAGAUGAAUCAUAUUUCUAAUGACUUUUAAUUGACAUUUGACAAGUGGUAGAAGAAGUUGUUUGUUAUUUUUCUAAAAGUAGUUUGGAAGCCUUAAAUACUCCAUUAAGUCAACUGUCACCUGUAGUAUCUCUUAGCACUCUGUCGAAACAUACUUAAAUCAGUUUUCCACUGAGUGAGAUGGUGUCUUCUAUGGAUAAAUUAUAUCAUGCUAUUUAACAAUGUUGAGCAAUUGGAUAUGUGUUCACUUGAUUUAGAAGAUUGAAUUUUACUCUUGUUGACUUUUCCCCUCUUUGAUUACUAGUAAUCAAGUCCUUUCCAGGAUUAAAAAUGUUCCAUAGUAUUUUGGUGUAGAUUUUUGUCAUUAUACUCUUCCCGAGGAGAACAGGUGGUUUAAAUGGUUGUAUGGAACAAUUGCUUGGGUCUCGUCAUUUACAUUUACCAUCUGGGGUCUCUAGGUUCCCAGGUGGUUGGUCAUUGAUGGACUCUAGUUCUUGAAGACAAAUCUGGUGAACUGUCAUCUGAUGUCUAUCAGUAGAACUACUUCCUGUAGUUCAUGGGCAUUCCUAAUGGAAGGCUAAUAUGCAGAUCAUUUAUCUCUUCCUCAUGAAAAUCAAUUUCCUGGGAAUUGGGGUAGGAAGAUGAUUUUAUUGGCAAGUUUAAAGUCAUAUCUACCUUUUUACACAAAAGAUAUGUAGAGUAGAACUUCUUCUCUAUGUAAGAGGACUUACAUAGCCUCACAUCUAUUUUAUGGUAACCAAUAACAUUAUCUCAGGUUUAUAUACCCAGGUCCUAAAUGAAGGUUGCUCUAAAGAAAAGGUCUCAAGGGGAGUAAACUUAAAAAACAUCCCAACAUCUGACUUAUUCCUUGGACACUAAAAUGGAGUUCACUUUCACAAUAACCAGCCAGAGAUUACACUCUUGCUGGAUUUUUUUUUUAAUAUUUUCAGCUGAGUUCAUUUUAGGAUCAUAAUAAAAUAAGUAAAAGAUGGGGACAAAUAAUUGAAAAUUAAUUGAUACUACUAUUGCAAUUGUCUAUCAGAGGCCAGCAAAUUUUUCUGUAAUGUGUCAGAUAGUAAAUAUUUUCAGCUUUAUAGGACGUGUGAUCUCUGUUGCAGCUCCUUAACUCUGCCAUUGUAGCAGGAAAGCAGCCACAGGCAAUAUAUGAACGAAUGAGUAUGGCUGCAUUGUAAUAAAACUUCAUGUACAUGGAAAUGUGAGCUUCGUGUAAAUUUCACUUGUCAUGAAAUGUUACUCUUUUUUUUUUAUUUCCACCCCCCUCCAACUAUUUAAAAAUGUAGAAGCAUUCUUAGCUCACAGGCUUUAUGAAAACAGAUGCUGGGCUAGGAUUUGAUCUGUGAGCCUUGCUUUGCUGACCACUGGUUUUAGUCCCUGAAACCCACAAGCGGAACUAUUUGGAAGAAUCUCUUUACCGUUUGAAAGCUCAAACCUUCAAAGUUUCUCAGGUCACUAGAGAUGAUCAAGAAGAGAAUAAUCCAUCACCCUCCCUGGAGGAUUUAAUCACCAACCAAAGACAAAGCCAGAUACUUCAGAGUUCCUCUUCUAGUUCUGGGGCUUGAUUAUGGAUACUGAAGAGGAAAUGAUAAAACUAAAACAAGUGAAUUGGUUCAAAAUAAACCAGCAUGGUUGACUGAAAAGCCUUUUUACCUUGCCAUUUCUAUAACUUUUAUUGCUAAGGUAACUGGAUAUAAUAGUCAAUCUUACCUUUUAUUUCAAGUAACUGUGUGGGAGUAGGGUAUAUUGAUGCAUAAAAGUAGUGUCAGCAUAUAUAUUCUUGAGCCCCAGGCCUGGAGGGGGUCCCCUGGCUGCACUGGAGGGUCCAUUGCAUGUGCUCAGGCAGUGCACAACCUCAGUUCAUACUCUUUUACCAAAUCCUAUUUUAAGACUUACUGAGCUGCAAAAGACAUUAAGGAUUCCUUUAAUGAUUAGUGGUUCUAGAAACAGAUCUCCAUUUUCCUUGAACAGAAUGUCCCAGUUAGGCUUUUAAUUUGCUGGAAUUUUCCUCAUCUUAUUAAUGGCUCUUGAAUGAAGAGCCCUGUCUAAAAUAGCUUGUGGAUAUUGGUAAAUUUAGUUUGGAAGAGACUAAGAUUUCCUUUAUCUCAGAGGGCUGAUUUCAGACGGCCAUUGGUUGGGUUAAUUAAAAUGAGUCCAACCAGUGGGACUUACGCAGAGCUUUCUGUCACAGAAUGGGAAUAAUAACUUCCUUCUUCUUCAGGGGUUUGGGCCUUGGUUAUUAGGGCUGUGAAGGUGAUAAUCCAUACUGGUGUUCCAUCUUCCUGGCCCCCUCGCUUUUCUUGGCUUCUCCAUGUUUAUAGCCCUUUGCUAAAGAGCUCUGAGGCCCAAAACUGUCAUGGUGGAUACAUGAGUAAAGCUGAGAGGAGGUGUGGAGGUGAAGGCUGUGAAGGUACAUGGGCUGAAUUACCUCCUUUUUCAGACACUCUCUCCAUCUGUCCUCUCUGCGUUCUGCAAACCAGCUUGCCUUGCAGCUUAAAAAUGGGGCCGUUUUACUUUACCCGGAGAAACCUGAGUGAGCAAGAGAAUCUGUUCAUAUUUAAACUAGAGAGGACACCCAGAGUGUUUCAGAAACUGUAAAUACUCGAGAAUCCAACAGUGAUCAGCCUUAUCAUUAGGUUCUGAUUUUUUUUUUAUGAGUAAGAUAGAUGAUUCUACUUGAGUUCCUUAAAUUCGGGACAGUUUUGCAAAGAUUGAUCAGCUCAACAAGUUUUAUAUUUUGAAAGAAUGAAAGGCUGUUACUGGAGUAAAAGAAGAAAAGAAAAGAAAAGAAAUCCAAAACCGAUUUGGUCAAAUGGCUUAUGUAAAAAGAGAUUGUAUAGCUGCUGUCUUCCAUACAAGUGCUGCAAAUUAUAUUCUUUAAAAAAAUGAUUUCUGGGGAUCACAUGUUAGGGGAUGUGCUUUUGAAUAGGAAACAAGGUUUGUAGUAGGGAAGAUGAAGGAAGCUGUCAGUCAUUGCACCUUCAGUGUAAAGGCGGGCAGUGAAAUAUCGUGGCCAUAGAUCAAAUUCUGGCUCUCAAAAACAGUUUUCUCAAGGUUCACCCACAGCCUAAUUGUCUUGUUAAAAAGAUCCACGAUCAGUUUGAUUGUUUUAGGCAUCAGCUGCGUCUCUAAACAGUCCAACUGAUAGUGCCUUCCUCAGACUGUCACGUUCCAUCAGGGAACUGAGUUUAUUUUCUCUCCCAUCAGUCUUGCCUCAGCCUUUAUCUUCAGCACUUGCUCAUUCUGAGCACACUUAUCUGGCACUCCUGCCAGCUUUGUACAUUGGAAUUCUUUGCCAUCUAGUGCUGUUGAAUCUGUUACCCAAUCUGCCCCAUCCACUCCCCAAAUCCAGGUUUUUCUUUGAAUAUGAGAGUUUAGAGACUGCACUGUGGUCUUUGGGCAUCUGGUGAGUUUUGGAUAGAUGGAUUAGGGUGCCAAUUCAAGUGCAUCUGCAAGAAAGAAGAGACUCCCUAAUGUAGGAUUCCUUGCCUUACUUCGCUCAAGGCCAGUCCUGUUGGCUUUUGUGUACCUGCUCAUUAUUUCUGGAUGCUUUAAAAAUAGUACUUGUAUGUUUUGAUUAAGCAGGCCCUGGUUGUAUUUAGCCUGUGGGCCCCUCAAAUCCUCUUCUUCUUUCCUCUCACUGUGUUCCUCAGUCACAGUUCCCUCAUUAAAAUAUUUUCCAGUCUUGAUGCUUCUUAAAGGAAGGAACUACAUCUCAGUCAUCUUUUCCUCCAUCAUGGGUUGAAGAGUGGUCCCCCACAAAGGAUAUGUACACAUCUAAUAUUACUUUAUUUUGAAAGAGGGCCUUUGCAGAUGUAAUUAAGGAUCUUGAGAUGAGAUUAUCCUGCAUUAUCCAGGUGGGCCCUACAUGCGAUGACAGAUGUCCUUGAAAGAGACACGCAGAGGAGAAAGUGAUGUGAAGAUGGAGGCAGAGAUUGGAAUGAUGUGAUGUCAGAAAGUUGACAACCACUGGAAACUAGAAGAGGAAUGGGACGGAUUCUCCCCUAGAGCUAAGAGGGUGCAGCCCUGCCAACACUGAGAAUACAUUUUUGUUGUGUGAAGCCACCCAGUUCGUGUUCAGUUGUUCCAUCAGUUACAGGAAACCAGUACAGUCUCUGUCCGUGGUACCUGGUGUGGGACCUGGUAAAUUUUUCUACAUUAAUAAAUGAUCUGUGACUCAGGGUUUACCAGGAGAAGUAGGACAGUGUUGAUAAGAAUGAGUCAGUUUUAGCUUAUCCAUGCUUUCCCUGUUUGCUCCUUUGUUUAGGUUAGUGAAAUAUUCAGGUUUAGUGACAAGUCUCUGUGCCUAAGCAUUGUUCUUGGGACUUUGGAAAAGCACUGGAAAAGAAGGUAACCUACAAUUUUAUUGCCUCAUUCAGCUAUGAGCAGUGAAUGUGAUUUUCCAAUGGAAUAACAAGAUACUUUCCCAGUCUCCUUGCUAGUAAUGAAGGUCGUUUUGGGAAAUGAAGGCUGUCAAACUUCCCCUGGCAGGUCAGCCUCUGCAUUAAGAGGAAUGCAGGGAUGGAGAAACCCUCUCCUUCUUGCCACAGAGCACUACUGGGGUGAAUUCUAGGCUGCUGUACUGAUGUGGCUUAAAGAAACCAACAUGAGUAUUAUUAUCCGGCCACUGAAAGGGCCUGAUAGUUAUGCUGUCAUCAGUCGCAUUCUGAUCAUGUGAUUUGCGAAGAAGUCUAGCUCUGCUCACAACUCUCUCCCCAGGUAACAACUUGUGUUCAAUGCACCUAAAUGUAAAGAGAAGCACAGUUUAUAUUUUCCAACAUGAAAAGUAUAAAUGGUCUGAAAUCAAUAGAAUCAGAUUACCUGGCGUGAUUAAAAAAGAAUAAGCCAUUAUCCACCAUGCUGGAAAACCUUGAAGGUUUUAUUCUUAAUAUUGUUACAUUAAUCCAGAUGCUUUUUAUUUUGCGCUGAGAAAAACAAUCUGUUACACAUAAUGUAACUUUAAUAUACAACAUAGAAACUCAUCCUAAGUUAGUUACAACAAGGACCUACAAAAAACUUCAUAGGAAAAAAAGUUACCUAAUAUUGCCACCGUAUUUUCUAAUAGACUGACCCUGUCAGACCCUGUCACCAAUGCUCAACUCUGUAAACAACGGUUAUUUCCAUGUUCUGGGGAAUCGUUAAUAAUAGGGACACUAAAAUCAGUCUAAAAAGUUCUAGCACGUCACUAUAUACUGUACAGUCCUCAAAAAUAAUUUAUUGUACUGUUUCUAAAAAAAGGUACUAGGGGGUAUUCUUUUGCUCUGUUUCCACAUUCCGGAGCUGCACGUGAGUACUUUCAUCUAACCAUCUAAAAACACAAGAACUGAACUGCAUUCCACAAUCACAGAGAUGAGGUGGUGGAGUCGAGGACUUCCCGCCCGUUACACACCGUCGGGACAUAUGUGCUUGCAGAGGCUGGAAAACAAAGCAGGACAGAAAAUUCCACAUUAGUCAAAUGGGCCACAUAGGUACUGGCACGGGUAAUCCUGCACACUGAUUGAAAUUAAGUUAAACUCAUAUUAACGUGGAUUUGGAAAAUGCUAGGUUAUUUAAUGCUGUGGUAGGUCAACUUUCUAAAUAUGCUCUGCUCAAAAUUAUCCUGGAACAUACCUCCACUAAUGUCAUGCCUCUUGGUGAGGUUUGUUGGAAGAAGUCACUCGUGGGUUUAAAAUUAGCUUUGCAAAUCUGUAAACUGGUUAAAAUACAGUAUCCAAAAUUGAACACUCACUGCAAUUUUCUUAAAGAUUGUUCAAUUAAUUACUAUUUUCAAUAGCAUAAUCAAUUUUGUUCUCUCUGGGCGCCAAUGACUCUCUGUAGUCCCACGAGUCAUCUGUGAACUCUAUUGCCUUCUAGAGAAUGGUUUGAUGUAAUUUCUUUGUUCAAGUGGAUAACCUCAGUGAAAACUCUAGCGAGGCUGGGCUACUAAGAACUGCAGAGGGAUGAUGCUCUUGUUAAUGGCAAUAGUGAUGACAGUGUCAGGGUGUGAAUAUAACACGGGUAUGUAUGUUCAUUCUUUUUAUGGCUCUUUGUUUUCCUAGAUACAAUUCAUAGCUCUUAUUUGAACAAAAGUUUUGUUUUUAUGAGAAAUUUAAGGAUGAUUAAAAUAAAUCUAUUUCGCUCUUAAACCAUUUUCUUUUUACUGAGUGAGAACAAAAUCCAGGAGCCCUGUCCUUCACAGAAUGAAACUCCAUGGCCAAGACAAUAAAUUAGAGAUGGCCUCACAUUACCAUUUGGAGCUGCUGACCUCCCAUCCCUUGGCCGGUCCAUCUGGACCUACUGUGUCCAGGAGGGGCUAAUUCUCUUGGCUGCCUUGACCUCAGCCCUGAUCACCCUGAGCAGUCAGCUGUCCCAUUCUUUGAAGGCAUAGCUCUCAGUUAAUAAUCAGAUAACUAAUUUCAUGCUAAAGUGUUCAUGCCUGAUUGUGGAAAUUUUCUUGCCCCAUAAAAUUGCAUUUUUCAUAUGAAUUCCUUUAAACAUGAAGGAGAAACUGACUAUAAAAUUUGGUGCUCUGUGGUGUUCAGUGGGAAGCAUUCAUUGUAUCUGGGGCACUGAAGUCUUUUGGCGGACCCACCGCUGGGGAGAUGCCAACCUCUCAAUUUUGCACUGAUUACUUGUCUGUGUGUGUAAGAAAAUGAUAAAGUCAAGUCUGUGCAGCUGCCUAAGGUUACAGUGGAGUUGUGUGUCAUGUGACAUGCUAACUUUUGAAGACUUUGUCCUUUUAUCUUUUUUAGAAUGAGGCUCAAAUUUCUUUACGAUACAAGACUAUUAAAAGCUACAAAGGCUUGGGAGCAGGGGAAGCAGGAACAGCAUAAUCUGGGAUUCCUGAACCUUCUACUGUGAAGACCCAGUGUGCGCCGGGUAGAUACUCAGUGGAAGGUGAUAGUGAUAAUAAUUCCAAAUGUGAGAGCAUUGCUGUAUUCUUUGCAAAGCUUCUUCAUAUACUUAGUCUGAUUAUUGCUUCUUCACGGCUAGGAAAGGUAAGAGAAGGAACAGGGUGAAAUGAAGGAUAAACCACAGUUCACUGGAAACCUAGGAGAGGGAAGAGUGCCCCCAGACACUCAGUAUGUCCUUUCUCUGCAGCUGCCUUGUGUCCAGCUGUCUCCUGGCCGUCUCCGUGUGGCUCUUUAUAGACAUUUCAAAAUCAGGUGGCCAAAGCAUAUCCAAACCCAGUGCUGACGCUUCAUUCCUUUUUUGUCCCUCCUCCCAUAUUAAACCUGUCAUCAGGUCCAGUCAACUCUGUCUCCACCUCCGACCACUUCCAUCUCUUCAUCUCUCGCCCUGGGCCAGGCCACCAUCAUCUCUCUCUCGGCUACUGCAUUAGUUGUACCACCAGGGUAUCUGUGCCCACUCUUGCUUCCCUGUAGUACUUUCUCGACACAGCAGCCAGAGGUUUGUUUUUUGUUGUUCUUUGGGGGUGGGGGUGGGAGUGGUAGUUAGGUUUCUUUGAUUGUUUGUUUUAAUGGAGGUACUAGUGAUUGAACCCAGGACCUCGUGCAUACUAAGCACACAUGCUUAUACUGAGCUGUAGUUUUUAUCUAAUUGUAAGUCACCUACCUACACACCCCCUGUGGCUUCUCUUUGUACUCUCCUUACUCUGGUUUAUAAAUCCCAGCUUGAUACAGACCAUGCCUGUUCUUCUGCAUUCAACUAAUUCUAUGUCCCCCCACCAACCCCCCAUCUACCCCCCCCCUUUUUUUUUGCUUCGGUCCUCAAAAACAGUACAUCUGUUUCUCAACUUCAGGCCCUUUGCAGUAGCCGUUGUCUCUGCUGGGAAUGUUCUUCCCUCUCUGAGUCCCUCCUUGUCAUCCACAUCUGAAAUGUCACCCCCUGCAAAAGGCUGUUUGUCAUCAGGCCACCUCAACUAAAGCAACCAACAGUUACUCUCAAUCACAUUACUCAGUUGUAAAACUGAUUUUUUUCUUGCUCUUUUUUUUUUUUUUUUUGGUUAGCAUCUUAGGUCUUUACUCUUGACUAGAAACUAUGUGGGGGCCUGACUAGCCUUUUCGUUAUUCUAUCCCUAUCCCUAUGGCUGGUCAUAGAAUAGACACUGUGUGCAUAUUUUCUGAAGGAUUUUGUGAAUGGUUGCGUUUCCAAGAAUGAGGGAACCGAUGAAAGUUUCAAGAAGGAAAUAAUCUUUUAACGAGCAAAUGUGAGCAGCCUCGUUUUGAAACAGGUGGGCCUUUCUGCUUCUCGAGCCUCAUUGUAGUGUCAACCAUCAACCACCCCUGCAGAGCUGGCGGGGGCGGUAAGCAACCCAGGGCAGGCAUCCUGCUUUUGACAUUUUUACUAAGCUCUUCAUCUUUUCCAGGAUCAAACUUUAUUAUUUCUGUGCAGGUUUUUCAUUUUCAGAGAUUGAAGAGGAAUGAUGUGUCAUGGGGGUAAGUCGAGGAGACCCAGGGACUAGGGUGCCAGCACUCCUCUCUGUCCACCUUGAACUAGUCUAAUCCCUUCUUCACCUGCACUUUUAAAGAUGGCAUCAGAAACCUGCUCUGAUGUUCCCCAUGCAAUUGUGGAACUUGACGUAACGCUUUUCUUAAGUGUGUGCUUAUUAUCUGCUUUCUCACUGCAUUCUGAUUUCUUAAAAACUGGGUCUACUUUGACCAUGUAGCACGGGGACUGCAAAGGAAGCCACAAAGAACAUCCUCAAAUUACAGUGUCUGUAUGUCUGGUGGACAUCAUUAUAAACGUUUACAGAACAAUGUGGAAUCGCCUACCUGCUUCAAAGGGAUAUUAAAGGGAAAACCCUACAUUAGACCGUCUAAACUCUUUGAGAGGCAGAUAAUGCAAAUUCAAGUUCUUCUUACAGGAAAUAACAACAGCUAAACACCCCCCAGACUCUUUCUGCAGUUAUUUUUGCCCCAACCACUCUUUAGUGUAUUGAGGGGAACAGGGAACUUGUGUUUUUCUACUUCUUAUUACCUGUUUCAUCUGUAUCUUUCAUUUUAUUAUGUAAAAGAUAUUCUCGUUUUUGUUCAUGCUGCUGAAUAUAGUAGAGGAAAUUACUAUUUUAUGAGUUUACUGUCUCAAUUACUUUGCCUUUCAUAAAUAUUUCACAUAUGCCUCCUGUAUUAGCCCAUCUGUUAUUCCCCAAGGCAGUAAAAUAUGUGGAAGAGAGAAAUAAUGUCAUUUUUGCUUGUGUGUUUUUGAUGAGCUUUUGCUAUUAUUCUGUUGAAAUUCUUACGAGAUUUUUAAUGGCAUAAGUUUAGCCUAUUUUCUUAAGUGCGGUUAAGCAGAUUUCUAUAAUCACCCUUUCUGUCAGAAAUAAGAUACGUGCAGGCUUAUUUUUGGCUUUCCUGGGAGUGGGGGUGAGUAGCUGCUGUUAGUUACUCUGGGCUAAGGUGGUGCUUUUUGCUAUUUAUGGUAAAAACUGAAGAUAACUGAAAAAGACUUAAUAAGUUCCACCAUUGAUUACAGAAGGGCUGUUCACACCCAUGAAAAGGCAUGUUUUGCUCCACAAGCUUGGUGAAGCUCUAGAGAUCAACGUAGCUGAGUGACAGCUUUGUGUCGCACCGUGAAAUUCGUUUUUCUUGCACCAGUAAUGCACAGACUGGUCAGGCUUCGGAGAAAAUUACCCUAUUUUUUCAGGUAACUGGGUCCUCAGUCAAUGCUAAACAUAUUUAUUUAAGAGAUUCUCAUGGAUGCCAAGUCUCUUAGUCAAUUUAGUGGCUGAGCCUUGGUUCCUGAGAAUCAGUGUGUUACUAUAACUGUGUAAUAGAUCAGACUUGGAAAAAAAUAAAACAAACACUUAAACAGAACAGACAUUCCAUUCUGUUCCCAUCUGUUCCAUUUCCUUGUUUCUGAUGACCCCAAAUAAUGUUUCCCAGCAUGUCUGCUUGUUUAGAUAUUUUAAUGCGAUGAUCAUGGAAUACCAUGUUGCCUUGACCUCCUGCUUUGUCAUUGGACCUGUUUUUUUUUACUCAUCACCUCAAUUUACUUAUGCUAGGGUCCCUUGAUCCCAUCCCAGAAGUGCAUGUGUUGAUUAAUGUAUGUUGUCUGGGCAGAUAUGACACUCUUAGCCACUGGUUUGGUAGCCUUGCUAUGUCAGAGAUUUCUGAGUGGAAGACAGAGAACCCAUUAUUAAUUAACACAGGCUAAAUUCUCAGGUGGUGUUUCCCCUUUAUGACCAAAGUAAUGGUCUAAACUGUUACCAGGAGAUUUAAGAGGAAAUCUUACGUAUUAUGGUGUUGGAUAAAAAUCGACAAACCCAAGAUUUCAUUUCCAAAUGUGGAGUUAGAACUUAGGAAAGCAAAGACUUCUUCAUUCAGUGAUUCAUUUCUUGUGAGACAAGAUUCAAGGAAAGAGAAAAUAUGGCAGGUACCUUUCUGUCACCCACGAUACAACUUAAUUACCUUAAAAGAAAUUCCACUUGGUCUUUGACUUAAUACUGCAGUCCAUUGUUGCCACAUCAUGCUGUCCUGCUUUCUUUCCAGUCGUGUUCUUUUCUCCCCUCUCCCCUCCCUCAAGGAAUACCAAAGUUGGAGGCACGAUAACAAAUGUGUAAAUAAAAGGACUCAAGAAUUUUUUAUACUGUUCUACCGAUUUUUUAUUCUUCCUGCCUCCUCUCAGUUGCUGCACAUUUCCUGCUGCUUCUCUUUGCUAUCCAAAUGUGUUUUCAGGCAAGAAUCAGAAACUUGUUCACCCUGAGGCUCAAACAACUAACAUGAGCUGUAAGUGCUACAACAGCUAGGGAACCAAGUCAAACGACAAAAGGGCCAAACUCUCCUAAGAUAAUGUCAGGCAUUAGUUCUCCUUCCUAGUGGAGCUGGUCUUGUUAGCCUCACCUUCAAAUGAUACACAACAUCUGCACAAGUUUGUUAGCUUUCAUUGCUACCACCCGAUUUAAGCCACCAUCACCUGGGCUCUGCAGUAGCCUCCCAAAUGAUGGCUCUGCCUGCUCCCUGUCUUAUGUCUGCCCACACAGCCAAAACGAUGCUUUAAAAGUCAGGUACUGCCAUACCUCUGAUGAAGCCCUUCAAGUGUUUUCCCAGUUCUUGAAACAGAAAAGUAAAAGUCCUUCCUGUGACCUCCAAAGUCCGACAUGAUCUGCUCCAUCUUUGUCCUCAUCUCCUCUCACUUUGACCCCUAGUCAUUUCCCUCUGGCCUCACUUGGCCUCUCUGAUGUGCUUCCCACUUUGGACCUUUGCAUGUGCUGUUCCCUCUGCGUGGAAUGUCUUUCCCCCAGGUACUGGCAUGGCUCCCUUUUUUUCGUUUCUUCAGGUCUCUGCUCAGUGUCACCUUAUCACUUCCCUGGCCACUCUCU
Messenger RNA from Vicugna pacos (alpaca), 16765 nucleotides. Lineage: Eukaryota; Metazoa; Chordata; Mammalia; Artiodactyla; Camelidae. The record is from RefSeq and is a predicted model, not a curated record.